Molecule: messenger RNA, 885 nt
Organism: Emiliania huxleyi CCMP1516
Lineage: Eukaryota; Haptophyta; Isochrysidales; Noelaerhabdaceae
Exons: 6
Coding region: 1-885 (294 amino acids)
Source: RefSeq, a predicted model, not a curated record
AUGCCUCCGAUUGCGAGCAGUAGCGCUCGCAAUCCUGCGGUGUGGACGAGUCGAACGUGGCUAGGGGCGCAGCGCCCCCGGCGGGUUGGAUCCUUCGGGCUUCCGCCCGUGUCGCCUCUGAUGCCGAUGGCCACGGCGAGCGUCCUGCCCCUCACCACGUACGGAUACGCCGCGGUGAUCGGAAUCUCAUGCGGAUCGUGGCUCACCUUCUUCUGGCUCGGGCCGCCGCCGCCACGCAGGUGCGCGUUUGGCACGCUCAACCAGCUGUGCCUGCUCCCCGCCAUCUUCCUGGUCGCGUGGCUGAGCGCGGGCCGCUCGAUGGGCGGGUGGGAGCGGCGGCUCGCGGCGCAGAGCGACGCCGCCGCGCUCAAGCUGCGUCUGGAGCGGAUGGCGGCCGAGUCGUGCGGCGCGGCCGAGCGGAUAGCGCACGGUGGGCGCGAGACGGCGGAGCGGCUGGUGGCGGAGGGGCGGCACUUAGCCCUCGAGGGGCGCGAAAAGGCGGAGCGCUUCGUCGCAGAGGGGCGCGCCUCGGGGGGGAGGCUGGCGGCGGAGGGGUCGCGGCUGGCGGCGGAGGUGCGGGACCAGGGCCUCGACGCGGCCGAGCGGCUCGCGGCCAGCGUAGGCGCGCACUUGGCGGCGGCGGGGUUCAGCGCGGCGGAGCGGGCGGAGUUCAAGGCGGCCGAGGCGGAGGGCGGCGUGGGCUCGCCCCUCAAGCGGCCGGUGCUGACGGCGGUGUCGGAGGUGUCCUUCUGCACCGUCUUCGCCGCCUUUAUGAUUUGCGACCUCCUCUUCGUGCCCGCCUCCGCCCUGCUCGUCGCGCACCACGCCGCCUGCCUCGCGGGCUUCAUCAUCAUGCGCACGAAGGCUUCGCUCGAGAUCCCGUGA